Messenger RNA from Phytomonas sp. Hart1, 980 nucleotides. The record is from the annotation of a GenBank genome assembly. Lineage: Eukaryota; Euglenozoa; Kinetoplastea; Trypanosomatida; Trypanosomatidae.
GGGCUCUCAAAGUUUGUCUCACAUUUUCCAUAAAAAUACGGAUCUUUUUAUUUUAUCCUACAUAGUUUAAUUUAGAAAUGAAAAAUCAUGAUCAUUGCCACACAUAUGUGGAACCUAUACAAGAGUCAGCUGACCUAGCGUCUUUUCCUACAAAGGCUUCAUUAGACAUCUCAAAUUCACAUAGUAAUAAGGCUCAACAUGCACUAUGUCUUUUUGAGUCCCUUCGAAAAACUGUCGACACUACAUCUUCCGUGCUCUCUUCUACCCAUGGGGACUCAUCGUCGCCAACUAUUUCGCCUUCGAAUCUACAUCUCAACAAGUCCAUUGACAUUGACAAUCGAGUCAAAAAGGUUACGUCCCCAAGGGAAGCUGCGGAUCUCACGUCUAAGGGGCUACAGAGCAGGCUGAUGACAGCGGAAGCGACGAUUAAAAUUCUAUAUCGCCAAAAUCAAGAGCUGCGAGACCGUCUCACUCAUGUAAUGGGUAAAAUGAAGAGCGCAAGAAAUUUGCCUUUGCAAGAUGUUCUUAUUUCCAACGAGAGUAAGGCUUCUACCCUUCUAAUCUCUAGAACAGAGAACUCGGUUAUCGACUUUUGCUUAAAUGGUCAAGAUCGAUAUGAAGAUACUGAGAAAGGAGAGGCCUUUAGUUUACAGCUUGGUGACCGCACUGGUACGGCGCCAGGGCAGUUCUUCGGGAGCACGCCGGAGCUGCGAGGCCGAAUAGCAUCAUCGGCGCAGUUGGCCCCGUUUUCCGACCUUCCCCGCACCAUGCAGGCGUUGUCCCCAUUGAUGAGUCAGGGGUCCAUCCCUUCUGUAAUCAACGAUUCCACCACCGAAUUGGUGAAUUCGAAAGUUGAAAGGCAAUUGGCUGCUCUGAGACAGCAACUUAUCGAACAGCAGGUACAACACGAUGUAGAGCUUCUACACAUGAAUGAGCAGUUGUACCUUAUGGAGCGAAAGAGGGAACUACGAUACAUUUGA